CUCGUUAGCCCUGUGCUAACCCCUCUCUUCUCUAGAUUUCUAGACGCGCGCAUACGUCAGAGACUCCAUAGGAGAGGCAUCCAGGGGAGAACUUUGUUCUUCCAAGAGAUGGCAUAUCGGCGAAGCGUCAUCACUAGAGGAAGUUUUCUCGCUCGGCGAAUCCACCCGUCCUUUGGUUACAUUAGUCAUGAUGAAGAUCGGAAACAACGUUCUGCUGACUCCUAUCAAUCUCCACAGAGAAUUAGUGACUUCCUUCUGCGGAGGUCCUUUGGAAGCAAAAUCAACACUUCUGGAGGGUUUGGUGCCUUCUUUCAAGGGAAAGGUUUUUCGCCAUUGUCUCAUCAAGUGGCAGUUGGAUCCUCGUACAGUAGGUAUAUGUCUACUGCAAUUGGAGAAGGGUCAGAAAAUAUAGGAGUUAUUGCAGAGACACCCGUGGACUUGAUUGCAAAUGCAGCUGUGGAUGUUGCAUCAGAAGUCAGCAUCGCUGCUGCAGAUUCUUUCUUCCUUGUUGGGAUCCUGCAGCAUUUAAUUGGUGGUGUUCAUUCUUAUACUGGCUUGAACUGGGCAGCUUCCAUAGCUCUAACCACUCUUUUGAUUCGAGGGAUGACAGUUCCGCUUCUAGUAAAUCAACUGAAAUCCACUUCUAAACUAACUUUGAUGAGGCCACACUUGGAGGCUAUAAGGGAAGAGAUGCAAGCUAAGGGCAUGGAACCUAGUGCAGUGGCUGAAGGUAACAAACGAAUGCAGCAAAUAUUUAAAGAGUACGGGGUGACUCCUUUCACUCCAUUGAAGGGGCUCAUUAUCCAAGGUCCUGUCUUCGUCAGUUUUUUUCUUGGUAUUUCAAACAUGGUACAAAAGGUCCCAUCUUUUAAAACUGGAGGAGCAUUAUGGUUUACCGAUCUCACAACUCCAGAUAGUUUUUACAUCAUGCCAAUUUUGGCGGGAUUGACAUUCUUGAUAACAGUGGAGUUCAACAUGCAAGAUGGUAUGCAAGGAAAUCCUACUGCUGGCACCAUGAAGAAAUUCUCCAGGGCCCUUGCUUUUCUUUCAGUUCCAUUUACCAUGAAUUUCGCUCAGGGUAUAUUUUGUUAUUGGAUUCCCUCCAAUUUGUUCUCACUCGCCUAUGGAUAUGCUGUUAAACAACCUGCGGUGAAGAAGAUGUUUGGUAUCCCUGAAAUACCUGUUCCACCGCCUCCUGCUAAAACCAGUCCCAGCACUUCCUUCUCUUUAUCACGAGCACUAAAAACUUUCAAAGCGUUAAUGCCGAAAGGCCCUUCAUCGCCACCGUUAUUGCCGCCUUCAUCACCACGUUCAUCACCUGCUCAGUCACUAGUUCAACCCUCAAAGUUUGAAGGCAAACCAAUAUCUUCAACAGCAGUUCUAAGUCAGAGGAUUAGAAGUUUAGAAAAACAAGUGAAGGGAAGAAAGAAAAAUAAAAAGAGGUGAGGAAAUUUUCAUCUUCAAAAGUUGAGCUAUCUUGAUUACAACUAAUCCAGUUCAAUUCAUUUUGCCUGUUGAAAUAAGUGUAGUAUUCUUGAAGUUUAUUGAAGCAUUUGAAAUUAUUUAAGCAGGCAUGGAAACAAUGCCUCAGAACCACAUAGAGAGAUCUUAUAGUUAUCUUGUAACUGAGAUGUUUUUGGUAGUGAGGAAUUAAAGUUCUGAUGGAGGUAAUGUAUUAUCCUCUUGGUGAUUUUUUGGGUUCUCUUCUUGCAAGUCUUUGGAAGCAUCCCCUAAGACAAAUUCAGAAAAAACAAAAAUAUUGAGAUUGGAACUAUCCAUGGAAUUCCAUUUUCAU
This is a messenger RNA of Vitis riparia (riverbank grape), 1795 nucleotides long. Its product is annotated as mitochondrial inner membrane protein OXA1. Gene Ontology annotation, biological process: protein insertion into mitochondrial inner membrane from matrix; mitochondrial respiratory chain complex IV assembly. The record is from RefSeq and is a predicted model, not a curated record. Bases 109 to 1446 code for a protein of 445 amino acids. Gene Ontology annotation, cellular component: mitochondrial inner membrane. The transcript has 10 exons. Gene Ontology annotation, molecular function: membrane insertase activity. NCBI's taxonomy places the organism in Eukaryota, Viridiplantae, Streptophyta, Magnoliopsida, Vitales, Vitaceae.